GUGUGUGUGUGUGUCAGUUCGUAGGUAAAACAUUCCGAUACUGUCAGAUGUUGUUUCUCUGUGAGAGUUACCGCGAACGAUGCGACUCCGAGCCAAACGGACGCUCCAAGGCUUGGUACUGACAGCGAUCCUGUGUCUGAUUGCUCUCCAACUCAGCAUACCGAGCAAUGGCUCGGAGAUCACGGCGGAAGUUGAACGAGGAGGGGGACAUGGCGAUGGUGUUUUUGAUGCUCUUCCAUUCAUGAGUGAGAAAGUGGACGGUGCAGGUAUAUCGAAAGCCCUCUUUCACGAUAGAAGGCACAUACAAGGACUGCCAGAUGCCCAGAUUGAUUCUGUGAGGAGAAAGGCAGUCGACAAGUUCCAGCAACUGAAUUCAAGCGACGAAGCCUCCUUGUUUUCACAGGACGAAGGAGACAUUGUUGACCAGCGACCAGCUGCACACAAACCAAAACAUGGAUCGCUUGCCCAGAUUCACUCGAACGUUUACAACCGUAAUCGAACUCAAAGUAAUAAUUCAAGCAAUGUUCAACUCGGUGGAUAUGCCAAGUUGAGCAUGGGACUUCUCGAUAUGUCUCAGAUGGUCACGUCGCCAGUAAACAGUCCUCGGAGGACGGAACUCUCUGACAUAUUUAUUGGGGUGAAGACGACGAAGCGAUACCACGCCGAACGCCUGGAUUUGCUACUUGAUACUUGGGUUGAUAUGUCCUUAGAGCAGACCUACUUAUUUACUGAUCAAGAAGAUUAUGAGUACAAUAAAAAACUACAUGGCCAUUUGAUCAAUACUAAUUGCUCUUCUCUUCACACGAGGCAGGCCUUGUGUUGUAAAAUGUCUGCUAUGUAUGACAUGUUUUUAGAAUCACAUAAAAGAUGGUUUUGUCAUGUUGAUGAUGAUAAUUAUUUAAAUGUAGCUCAGUUAGUUAAACUUUUACAACAGUACAGACACACUGAUGACGUUUAUCUGGGAAAACCAAGUCUUUCACAUCCUAUAGAAGCAGUUGAUAGGACAAAUAACAUGCGACGAGUGUCAUUUUGGUUUGCUACUGGCGGUGCUGGUUUCUGUCUCAGUAGAGCAAUGGCUCUGCAUAUGAGUCCAUAUGCAAGUGGUGGUUCUUUCUCUUCAAUGUGCAACAGAAUUCGUCUUCCGGAUGACGUAACUGUAGGAUUCAUAGUUGAGGUGCUGCUCAAGAAAAAAUUGACCAAAGUGAGCGAAUUUAAUUCUCACCUUGAGGCUCUUUGGCAAAUUAAGAAGUUGGAUUUACCCAAACAGGUAACUCUGAGCUAUAGCAAAGGCACCAAGAAGUACAAAAAUGUCAUCACACUUGAUAAUAGAGUAUUUAGUGAUGAACAAGAUCCUACAAGGUUGAAAUCAUUACACUGUAUGAUGUUUCCUCAAGUUGGUGAAUGUGCGUUGAUGGCGAGACCUCCAUCUCUCCUGUCAGGACUUGAUGAUGGAUGGCCACAUCUUGGAAAAGGCAAUGUUGUAUAACAGUACAUCCUAUUAUCAGGAGUUGCCAAAUAGCUUAAUAGCGUCCGUGCUACCCUAUGGAGAGGUAAUUGGGCACAAGUUUGAUUACCAGGUGCAUUAUGUGUUUUUGAGUUAAUGGCUGGUGUAUCUCCAAACUAUGUUUAGUAUUGCUUUUAUAUUGUUUUAUCAUCAGGCCAAUACUUACCCAGUCAACCAACUACAGCAAUUUUUUAAUAAAAGGAUUGAUUGCAAUGAACUGUUCAGGCCAAAAUUUACCUUCCAAGAACCGUUCAAACUAGAUUGAUCAUGCCAAAUUCCAAGAACUGGUCACAGUGAACAAACCAGGCCAAAAUUUACCUUCCAAGAACCGUUCAAACUAGAUUGAUCAUGCCAAAUUCCAAGAACUGGUCACAGUGAACAAACCAGGCCAAAAUUUACCUUCCAAGAACCGUUCAAACUAGAUUGAUCAUGCCAAAGUUCCAAGAACUGGUCACAGUGAACAGACCAGGCCAAAAUUUACCUUCCAAGAACCGUUUAAAGUAGAUUGAUCAUGCCAAAUUCCAAGAACUGGUCACAGUGAACAAACCAGGCCAAAAUUUACCUUCCAAGAACUUUGCAAAAUUUGUAUUUAUAUUCCAUGAACACAGGCCAAAUUAUUUUUUAAGAACUGUUACUGAAAUUAACUGGCCAGGCCAAAUUUUUUUCCAAGAUCUCGAAGAUCUUAAUGAACAAACUGACAAGGUCAAAUUUAUAAUCCAAGAACUUUUCACUGAACCAACCUAACUAAAUUAGUCUUCCAAGAAGAUAACAAAAGUUUCAAAUCAUGUACAUUGUACAACAUGACCAGGUGAAUGCAAUAUUGCAAUUGAUCAAUAAUGCUCUAAUUUA
Saccoglossus kowalevskii is the source of this 2353-nucleotide messenger RNA. Its product is annotated as fringe. Lineage: Eukaryota; Metazoa; Hemichordata; Enteropneusta; Harrimaniidae. The record is from RefSeq and is a predicted model, not a curated record. Gene Ontology annotation, cellular component: membrane. Gene Ontology annotation, molecular function: glycosyltransferase activity.